This is a messenger RNA of Galendromus occidentalis (western predatory mite), 609 nucleotides long. RefSeq names its product ATP-dependent DNA helicase PIF6-like. The transcript is spliced from 2 exons. NCBI's taxonomy places the organism in Eukaryota, Metazoa, Arthropoda, Arachnida, Mesostigmata, Phytoseiidae. The record is from RefSeq and is a predicted model, not a curated record. Bases 1 to 609 code for a protein of 202 amino acids.
AUGGCUGAGCGCACGUGCGAUCUUGGCCGCGAAGAAUUGCGAUGUGAAUGCUCUGAAUUUGAACAUUCUAACAAAAUUCCGGGCGAAGCCAAGACGUACAGAUCGAUCGACACACUAAUGGAGCAAGAUGAAGUUGUGAACUAUCCGACUGAAUUUUUGAAUUCACUCGAUUUGCCCGGCAUGCCUCCUCACAUAUUGACGUUGAAGCUUGGCGUUCCAAUCAUUUCGUUGCGGAAUCUCCAUCCGCCACGAUUGUGCAACGGAACAAGACUCGCCGUCAAGAACUUGAUGAACAAUGUGAUUGAGGCAACGAUUCUCAACGGGAAAUUCGAGGGAGAAGAUGUUUUAUUGCCAGUGAUUCAGAUGAUCCCUACCGAUAUCCCCUUCGAGUUCAAGCGUCUACAGUUCCCAGUUCGUCCCGCUUUCGCCAUGACGAUAAACAAAGCCCAGGGACAAUCAAUGCAGGUAUGCGGUCUCGAUCUCGAAAACCCGUAUUUCUCUCACGGCCAGCUGUAUGUUGCAUCUAGAGUUGGGGAACCCGCUGAUUUAUUCGUGUAUGCCGCCGACGGGAAAACAAAAAACAUUGUUUACGGAGAAGCCCUUGAAUAG